AUGCUUAGCUAUGUCCUAGCAAUUUCAGUAGUAUUACUCGUCUGUUCAGCUACAGGGAAGAGGGAACGUUUUACACUAGAGGAAAUUAUCCAAUACAAGCCUAUUGUAAAACGUCAGGCUGAAUGCGGACAUUAUUCACAGUGUGGAUCAUGGAAAACUAAUGGUUUUUGCAAUAACCACUUCUUUCCCACCGAUGUCAAACAACAUUGGUGUGGAAAAGCUUGUGGGCUUUGUUGA
Cylicocyclus nassatus is the source of this 237-nucleotide messenger RNA. NCBI's taxonomy places the organism in Eukaryota, Metazoa, Nematoda, Chromadorea, Rhabditida, Strongylidae. The record is from the annotation of a GenBank genome assembly.